CUGACACCGAGCACCAUGUCCCAGCUAUUGAGUCGCUCUAGUGGCAGUAUCAUCCAUGGACGAUGGUUGUGUAAAAGUUUCGCUGCACGUUAUGCCACAGCAUCCGCUGUUACCAUAAGAAAUGAAAAAUCGAAGACAUCAUCUCAUUUAAAAGCAAAAUUAGAAUACUUUGAAAAUACUGGACAAAUCAUGAAGUUAACCCCUAUUCAACAAAGAAAUAAGUUGAAUAAAAAGUUUGAAAAAACCAAAUUUGACAUUUCGAAGAACUCAUAUUCGCCCCAAAAAGCUUUACUUACAUUGAAAUCGAAGUUUGAUGAUGGUAUAUUGCAAAAAUCAAAUGGUGAUCCUAUUAUACUUGAUAAAUUAACUAUUAACGACUUGAAGAUCACUUCACCUGUUUCCAAAGAUAUAUUCCAUUCAAUAGUAAACGCUAAGAAAUUGAAUAAAGAUCGUCUUAAUACAAAGUUAUUGACUUUUUUAUUGGGUACCACUACUGAACAAUUGAAAGACUCUCAUGUCGUUACAAAAGAUACGAUUAAGUUCUUGGAAAGAGAUGAAGAUCAUUUAAGAGCUCAGCAAUUAUGUAAAUUGGCCGGCGAUAAAGGAAGAGUGGGUAUGAAUGCUAUCAUACAAUGGUUAUUGGAAAAGGGAGAUCAUGCAAAAGCUUUCAAGGUUUAUAAUGAUCGUAAAAAAUGGAAUAUCCAGCCAAAUAAUUAUACCCAUAUCAUUUUAUUUAAUGGUUUAGCAAAAUCUACUGAAUGGGGUAAGAUGCCAAAAUCGACUAUUGAAACCUGUAUUAAACAAUUUGAAACUAUAAGGGCAAAUAAUAAAUCCAUAAAGGACAGUGAAAAGGAAGGGAAAGUUAUUUGCUCUGUUGAACAUUUCAAUUCCUGUCUUAGUGUCCUUAUGAAGAAUUUCGAUAGCGAACAAGAGACUGCCUGGGAUUUUUUCAAUAGUGUUGUUGAUCCCGACCAGUUUGAUAAAUUACCAAGAAUUCAACCAGAUAGUCAAACGUAUACUAUUUUCAUCAAUGGGUUGAAGAAGUACCACACUCAUCAAGCUGAAUUAAUUUUAAAAGAUCGUAACUUAUCAUCAAAGGAAAGAACUUUGAAACUUUUGUCAAAUCAAAGAAGAAUGAUUACGAAAGCCGAACAAGUCUUUCAACAUGCUUUAAAGAAAGCAACCCCUGAAAAACCUCCAACAAAGGCAGAAGCGGACGCUGAUCCUAAUUUACUUGCUGAUUAUAAGAAGAAACUGAGAGUUAAACUUGUGGACAUUGACCAUGCCCUUGCCACCAGUUUUCUUUCCUGUUAUAUAAAUAACUUUUCCGGAACCUCUACGAGCCAUAGACUGGGUUCUCAUUAUAAGUUUGUGGAGCAAGGUUUGACUUAUCUAGCAGCUUGGUGUCCUGAAAUUGAUUCAAUGUUCCACUUUAUCAAUAAAUCAAAAAAAUCAAAAUCUUCAAUUUUCGAACCAAAUGAUAUAUUGAAAAGAUCAACUGAUUUACGGAUCCACACUGCCCUAGAAUCACCUGAAAUGCACAAUUUCAAUGAAAGUAUUAAUCCGAAUACACUUGAAUUGAACGAUGAUAAAUCAAAAUUAAAUCCAACGGUGAUAUUCCCACCUCCUUCUCAUACCAAGAACAAAAACAGAGCUAUUCUUACUCCAAAGGAAAAAAGACUUGUGGAUUUUUCAAGACCAAGGUUUGUUGAUAUAUAUACCACUUCUAAUGACUCGAAAGGCGUUAGUAACAAGAAAAUCACCCAAGAGAAAAGAAAAGGUGUUAACAAGUUUUUAUUACAAUUAGCUUUGGAUGGUUUAAUAGCUUUGGGUAAUGAAAAAGCAUUUAUACUUGGAGUUUGGUAUAUCAUAACAAAAUGGGGUGGUGUAUACGCAAGUCGAACUGAUAUAAUCAAUACCAUUCAAGAAACAGGUAUUGCCAAAGGUGUUUUGAACGAAAAUUAUAUGGUUGAGCCCCAUCAGACUGAUAGAAAUGAAGGCAAGGAAGUCAAGUCUGAAAAUAUGGAUAAAAAAUCAUUCACUGAUAUUCCAAGAGCUGAAAGAUUUGAUAUUACACCUCCACAUGACUCUGAUAUACUUGAUGUUAUGUUGAUUGAAAAUUUUAUAUAUAAGAUUCAUGAAAAUAUCCAUAGCAAGAAUGGCAGCCAAUUGAUUUUAGAAAUUCUAAGAGUACUUGUUAAUAAAGAGACAAACUUGUCUUCUAGCUUGCAGCCGAGAUUGAAAACGUUCCACUCAAUAUUUUCGGUGUUAAUGAAAGAGCUUCAUGAUUUCAAUGACUACAACUACGAUAAAGGAGUCAAGUCGAACCGUUCGAGGAAUGUCAAAGACAACACUCCAAAGAAAUCAAUUGAUGAUAAUCAAUUGCACUAUUUCUUGAGAAACUUAAACGAUUUCAUGAAUUGUUUGCUUGUUUAUGAUGCAAAUACAUUCAAAGGUACAAAGAAAGUUGUUUUACCUAACUAUCAUAUUGAAUCUUAUAACAGAAUCAUAGAAAGAGUCUACGACACUACCUGGCUUAUUCCUCACGAUAACAAAGCAGUUGUUUGCCAGUUACAUAAGUCGAUAUUGAAAUCAGGUAUCUUGUUUUAUAGACCCCAAGACUUAAUUGAUCCAAGAGAAAAAUUGCAAUUCUCCAAACCAAUUUUGAAAUCGAUGCAACAUGUUUAUGAUUAUUUGAAAUCCACCCAAAAUUUAAGUAAAAAUGAUACCAAAUUAAUGCUUAACUUAAGAGGUAUCUUCCAAAUUGAUUCUAAGACCCCAGAAGCCUUGGAAAAAUUCAAUGCUCACGCUAGAAACGUCUACAAGUUUAUAGAUGCUAGCCAGUCAUUGCAACCUUUAUACUCUAUCUAAUGACCAAUACUUCCUUGUAAAUAGACCUUGUAUAUAAUAAUUAAAAGUUUAACGAACGCUC
Messenger RNA from Hyphopichia burtonii NRRL Y-1933, 2932 nucleotides. RefSeq lists its product as uncharacterized. NCBI's taxonomy places the organism in Eukaryota, Fungi, Ascomycota, Pichiomycetes, Serinales, Debaryomycetaceae. Gene Ontology annotation, molecular function: protein binding. The coding region runs from base 16 to 2871 and encodes 951 amino acids. The record is from RefSeq and is a predicted model, not a curated record. The transcript has a single exon.